Notolabrus celidotus (New Zealand spotty) is the source of this 1869-nucleotide messenger RNA. It is a transcript of the gene nt5c2l1, whose product is annotated as 5'-nucleotidase, cytosolic II, like 1. Gene Ontology annotation, molecular function: 5'-nucleotidase activity. Lineage: Eukaryota; Metazoa; Chordata; Actinopteri; Labriformes; Labridae. Bases 138 to 1622 code for a protein of 494 amino acids. The transcript has 18 exons. The record is from RefSeq and is a predicted model, not a curated record.
GGCCCCUCUUGCAGAGUUUGGAUAAAUUUGGGGAUUCAAAUGCUUCUUAUCUAAGCAGUAAUAGUUGCUGAGUUGCAGACCACUGUGCACGUGGAUUUCACUUACAGAGGUUUGGAGCUGCGUCGAUAACGCACGGAAUGGACGCGAAUCCCUUCUUCUCUGAGGAGCCAAAGUUGCAGACAGGAAUACAGAAAAAGGUGUUCGUUAACAGAAGUUUGACACUUGAAAACAUCAAAUGCUAUGGAUUUGACAUGGACUACACCAUGGCAAUUUAUAAGUCUCCAGACUAUGAGAGCCUUGGCUUUGAGAUGAUAAGAGACAGAAUGGUGUCUAAUGGGUAUCCUCACGAGAUUCUACGCUAUACAUACGACCCCAGCUUCCCCACACGUGGUUUAGUGAUUGACACCACAUAUGGGAACCUCCUGAAGGUGGAUUCUAAUGGGAACAUUUUAGUCUGCAGUCACGGCUUUCGCUUCCUUCAUGGGGAAGACAUUCACAACUACUACCCAAACAAAUUCAUUCAAAGAGGGGACACUGACCGAUUCUGCAUGCUUAACACUCUCUUCAAUCUCUCAGAGACGUAUCUCUACACCUGCCUUGUGGAUUUUUUCACCAGAUGCACCAGAUAUGAAAACCUCAUGAAAGGUUUUCAGCAUGGUGAUUUGUUUAUGUCCUUCAGAAGUAUGUAUCAGGCUGUUCGAGAUGCAAUGGACUUCAUUCACGAUACGGGAGCCCUGAAAGAGCGAACCAUCAAGAAUUUGGAGAAAUAUGUUUACAAAGAUCCAAACCUCCCAGUUCUUCUGACCCGGAUUAAAGGGAUGGCCAAGGUUUUCCUCGCCACCAACAGUGACUACAACUACACUGAUGCCAUUAUGAAAUACCUGCUUGAAAGUACCAUUAAGUCUGGAAAGCCUCAAGAGCCAUGGCGCUCCUUCUUCGACCUCAUUGUUGUGGACACCAGGAAGCCGCUCUUCUUUGCUGAGGGGACUGUGCUGAGACAAGUGGAUACGAACACAGGAAAGCUUCGGAUUGGCACGUACACAGGUGACCUCCAAAACGGAACUGUUUACUCUGGAGGAUCUUCAGACGUCAUUUGUGAUCUCCUGGCGGUCAAAGGUAAAGACAUCCUCUAUGUCGGCGACCACAUCUUUGGCGACAUCCUCAAAUCGAAAAAGCGUCAGGGCUGGAAGACCUUUCUGGUCGUACCUGAGCUGGAAAAGGAGCUGAAGGUGUGGGAAGAGAAGAAACAAGUAUUUGAAGAACUGAAACACCUCGACCUCAUCUUAGCCGAGAUUUACAAGCACCUGGACAGCGGAAAUGUAAAGCCUUAUGACAUUGGCGCCAUUCAGACAAGAAUGAAGGUGCUGACCUACAGGUUGGACAAUUCCUACGGUCAGAUGGGAAGCCUCCUUCGCAGCGGAGCCAGACAGACGCUGUUUGCCAGCCAGCUUGUGCGUUAUGCAGAUCUCUACUCCUCCACCUGCACAAAUCUGCUGCACUACCCCUUGAACUACCUCUUCAUCGCUCCCCCAGUGCUGAUGCCGCAUGAAGCCCUGUCUCAACCUGCAGCUGAAUUUGUGUCAUCAGAGCUCUCUGAUAUUGUUAAGAUUAUCAUAAGCUAAGCUUGUGAAGAUGCUCCAGAAAAAGGAAAAAUAAGAUGCUCUACACCUUUGUACCUGUCCUUGUGUAUCUGCAGCCAUUAUGUGCCUCCUUUGCUAAAAACGAACUUAAUGCUCCAUCUAGUGGUGAUGAAAUGAUUUGCAAUGUAGUGUUUAUUUAAAGCUGGGGGUAGUCAGAUUUAGAUACACUUUUUGUUGUACUGGUUAAAAUGAUCUUUCUGUCCCGAUUGAAAUCAAAUACAUAAUGUGU